Molecule: messenger RNA, 853 nt
Organism: Tuber melanosporum (Perigord truffle)
Lineage: Eukaryota; Fungi; Ascomycota; Pezizomycetes; Pezizales; Tuberaceae
Exons: 1
Coding region: 1-303 (100 amino acids)
Source: RefSeq, a predicted model, not a curated record
AUGCCCGUUUUGGCUCGUUCUGCGACUUGCCGAGGAACUUUGGCUGAUAUGUCCACCCCCGAAAUCAUAGCAUCCCCAAUACCGCUGAGAAGAUCCUCGAGAACCGAGUAUCCUGAUUCCCUGGAUACAUCGAGCUCGCCUGCAUUAAUUGACCGGAUGAGUGCACCAAAAUCCAGCACGAGAUGUUUCGCUCUCUCGACGGUCUUUCCAUGCCACCCUUCGGUCGAUGUGGAUGAAUCCUCCAAAACUCGGCCCGCAGCAUCAGAGCGUGGUAAAUCGAGAUCGGAGAUACUUAUUUCAUAGCUAGGGUCAAACAGUUUAUCCCAUUUGAACGGGUUAUCCCCGCCCUCGACCAUCCCAUAAACUUGAAUGGCACUUUCAUAAUCUCUGAUUGCCCGGGCCUGGCCGGCAUCAGCUCUCUCCGAAACCUUCUCAACAGGAUUCCAUGGCGCAGCAGCGACAACGGCAUGACGGAGAACUUCCAAGAAGAGUUGUGCCUCCGAGCGAACAAGAUCUUGAGCACUUAAUGCUGCGAGGCCAGAUUCCGCCUCUGGAAUUUGACUAAUCAUAGAGGUAAGUCUCUCAGGGAUUUGAGAGAAAGAGUCCUAUUGCGUUACGUUAGGGCCGGCAGCGUGUGUUAAUAUUGCCCACUUACAUGCAUGGCUCCCAUAACCUCCGAAAAUCCAACGGAAGCGGCCAGGGCGAAGUAAACCUUCCUUCCCAAUUCGAUAUCCUUAACAUUUUUCAAAACAUCACUACAGGCAAUCCUGCAUUUUCUAGCCGAGAAAUUUCCACCACGAAACGAGCAGUCCAGGUUGGCACCAUCCCCAAGAUACUUCUUCGCUAGGGAUUU